Molecule: messenger RNA, 986 nt
Organism: Salvia hispanica
Lineage: Eukaryota; Viridiplantae; Streptophyta; Magnoliopsida; Lamiales; Lamiaceae
Product: rhazimal reductase 1-like
Molecular function (GO): oxidoreductase activity, acting on the CH-OH group of donors, NAD or NADP as acceptor
Source: RefSeq, a predicted model, not a curated record
AGCAAUAGCUAAUUAAUUAAAAAAAGAUGGUUGUUGGUGAAAUAUUGUUGAAUUCCGGCCAUAAGAUGCCGGCGCUCGGGUUCGGAACGGCCGCACUUCCGGCGCCGACUUUGGACGAGCUCACCGCCAUCCUAGUCGACGCCAUCGCGGCCGGUUACCGCCACAUUGACACCGCGGCCAUGUACGGCCAGGAGGAAGCGAUCGGGCGGGCGGUGGCGGAGGCCGUGGAGCGCGGCCUCAUCAAGAGCCGCGGCGAAGUGUUUGUUACGUCUAAAUUGAAUGUUAACGACAAUCAUCGUGAUCAAGUGCUUCCUGCCCUCAAGGAAACUCUUAGCAAGUUAAAGUUUGAUUACGUGGAUCUCUACCUUAUACACUGGCCACUAAGAAUCAAGAAAUCUGGUGACGUGUACAAUCUGAGAGCAGAAGACUUGCUUCAUUUUGAUGUGAAAGGGGUUUGGGAAGCCAUGGAAGAGUGCUAUAAGUUGGGAUUGGCUAAGUCUAUUGGUGUCAGCAACUUCAGCUCUGCUAAGCUCUCUAAAAUCUUGGAAUUUGCCACCGUUCGACCAUCGGUCAAUCAGGUGGAGAUGAACGUAGCAUGGCAGCAACGAAAAUUGAUUCAAUUUUGCAAAGAGAAGAAUAUCCAUGUCUCGGCAUGGUCUCCUUUAGGAGCAAACGGUGCGUUUUGGGGAAGCCUCGCUGUUAUGGAAAGUCCGAUCCUCAAAGAAAUCGCAGCUUCCAGAAACAAGUCCAUAGCACAGGUGGCAUUACGAUGGAUAGUUGAAGAGGGUGCAACUCCCAUAGCUAAGAGCUUCAACAAGGAGAGGAUGAAGCAAAAUCUUGAGGUUUUCAAUUGGCAACUAAGUGAUGAAGAGAUCUGUAAGAUUCAAAAGAUUCCACAAGCAAAAGGAUUCUCAGGAGAUAUAUUUGUUGUUCAAGAUCAUGGAGAUUACAACUCAGUUGAAGAGCUUUGGGAUGGAGAAAUUUAA